AUGAAUAAUCCCUACUCUGUGAACAUCCUUCUUGCUGGUUAUGACAAAGAAACAGGCCCAUCACUAUACUACAUCGACUACAUUGCGACACUUCACAAGCUUGAAAAGGGAGCUUUUGGUUAUGGUUCCUAUUUUUCACUAUUAAUGAUGGACAAACACUUCCAUAGCGGAAUGAACGUGGAAGAAGCAAUUGAUCUUGUUGACAAGUGCAUUUUGGAAAUCCGAUCAAGGUUGGUUGUGGCACCUCCAAACUUUGUUAUCAAAAUUGUUGACAAAGAUGGUGCAAGAGCAUGGCGUGAAUCAGUCAAGGACACUCAUGCAUCAGCUUGA
Molecule: messenger RNA, 330 nt
Organism: Medicago truncatula (barrel medic)
Lineage: Eukaryota; Viridiplantae; Streptophyta; Magnoliopsida; Fabales; Fabaceae
Product: proteasome subunit beta type-2-A
Exons: 2
Coding region: 1-330 (109 amino acids)
Cellular component (GO): proteasome core complex
Source: RefSeq, a predicted model, not a curated record